UUCAGUCGCUGGCAAUGGCGACGAGUCCUCGCCUUUUCCUCUUCCUAUUCCUCUUCCUCUUUGCCACUGUUGUCACAGCGGCGCAAAAUGUCACCUACGACGCCCGCUCCCUCAUCAUCGACGGCGAGCGCAGGCUCAUCAUCUCCGGCUCCAUUCACUACCCUCGCAGCGUCCCUUCCAUGUGGCCCGGUCUCGUAGCGGAGGCAAAAGAGGGCGGCUUGAAUGCCAUCGAUACCUACGUCUUCUGGAACGGUCACGAGCCCUCCCCCGGCAAUUAUUAUUUCGAGGAUCGUUUUGAUUUGGUAAAGUUUGCGAAGAUCGUCCGAGACGCUGGCUUGUAUAUGAUCCUCCGUAUCGGGCCUUUUGUAGCAGCAGAGUGGACUUACGGGGGAAUUCCUGUUUGGUUGCACUAUGUUCCGGGGACUGUUUUCCGCACAAACAAUGAGCCUUUCAAGUGGUAUAUGGAGAGGUUCGUCACUUAUAUAGUCAAUCUGAUGAAGCGAGAGCGACUGUUUGCAUCACAAGGAGGCCACAUCAUUUUGGCCCAAAUUGAAAAUGAAUAUGGCUAUUCUGAAAGCUACUUUGGAGACGAGGGGAAGCUAUAUGCGAUGUGGGCUGCCCAUAUGGCACUCAAUCAAGGAACUGGUGUGCCUUGGGUUAUGGGUCAGCAAGAUGAUGCCCCUGAUCCGGUGAUCAAUACUUGCAACUCAUUUUAUUGUGAUCAAUUCACACCAAAUUCUCCUAGCAAGCCAAAAUUGUGGACCGAAAAUUGGCCAGGAUGGUUCCAUUCAUUUGGGGAUCCAGAUCCUCAUAGACCACCUGAGGAUAUUGCAUUUGCUGUUGCUCGCUUCUUCGAGAAGGGUGGUUGCCUGCAAAACUAUUACGUGUAUCAUGGAGGAACACAUUAUGGUCGCACUACGGGCGGACCAUUCAUCACUACAAGCUAUGAUUAUAAUGCUCCAAUAGACGAGUAUGGGUUACCAAGGCUUCCAAAAUGGGGUCAUCUAAGGGAGCUCCACAAAUCUGUAAAAUUAUGUGAACAUACUUUACUUUAUGGCAAGUCAACAUUUAUUUCAGCCGGGCCUCUUCAAGAGAUUGAUGUCUAUGAAGACCAAUCGGGCGGGUGCGUUGCCUUCCUUGCUAACGUGGAUGAACAAGAAGAUAAAUCGAUCACAUUUAGGAACGUUACAUAUAGUGUUCCACCCUGGUCAGUUAGCAUCCUUCCAGAUUGCAAGAAUGUUGUGUUUAACACUGCCAUGGUCAAGUCCCAAACCUCUGUAGUGGAAAUGGUCCCGGAAAACUUGAAAGUGUAUAGCAAUUCAUCAUUUGGUUCAGGGGCUUGGCAAGUUUACAUGGAGAAAGUUGGGCUUUGGGACAAACCUGACUUUGUGCUGUUUGGACUUGAAGAUCAUAUUAACAUAACAAAAGAUACAACUGAUUAUCUUUGGUAUACAACAAGUUUUUAUGUUGAUAAAAGUGAAGAUAACCUUGGAGAUGGGAGUAGUCCAAUUCUCUCAGUCGCAUCUCUGGGUCAUGCUUUUAUUGUUUUCAUAAAUGGUGAACUUCAAGGUAGCUCUUAUGGUAAAUACGGAUAUCUACCAUUGAACUUUGAGGCUCCUGUUACCAUAAAGCCAGGGAAAAAUGAAAUUGCUAUUCUCAGUAUGACUAUUGGAAUGUAUAACGCAGGACCUCUUUACGAAUGGGAAGGUGCAGGAUUAACCAGUGUCAAUAUUUCUGGAACCGGCAAUGGAAGCUUAAACUUGUCGCCAUAUUCAUGGGAGUACAAGAUCGGGUUGGAAGGAGAACACUAUAGUAUCUUUAACACGAACAGCAACACUGAUAUCAAGUGGAUACCGAAAUCAGAACCACCGACAAAUCAAUCUCUGAUUUGGUACAAGGUGGCCGUGGAUCCGCCUGAAGGGAAGGAACCCGUCGCGCUCGAUAUGGUAUCCAUGGGAAAAGGCCACGUUUGGGUGAAUGGAAAAUCUAUCGGACGAUACUGGCUCGUUGCAAGUUCUAUAUCUGACAAUUGCACUCCUCAUUGCAAUUACACAGGCACAUUUGAACCUGACAGAUGCCUGACAGGAUGUGGACAGCCCACUCAAAGAUGGUACCAUAUCCCGAGAUCGUUCUUUAAGCCAUCAGGUAACACGUUGGUCAUUUUUGAAGAGAAAGGUGGGGAUCCUACGAGGAUCACUUUUGCGAGAAGGCAAGAGACCAAGAUCUGUGGGUUUGUGUCGGAUGACCAUCCCCAAGUAGACUUGGAAAACUGGGAAGUUCACAGCAAACGGAAUGCAGCAGGAGCUGCGAUGCAUUUGAAGUGCCCUGAGGGAAGCUCUGUAUCCUCCAUAACGUUUGCGAGUUUCGGUAACCCUACUGGAACAUGCAGCUCGUACCGCCGAGGGAGCUGCCAUUACCCCAACUCUGUUUCUGUCACUGAAAAGGCAUGCCUUCACAAAGAUAAGUGUUCUAUCGCAUUCAAGGGCGAGAGCUUCACUGAAGACUUGUGCCCUGGCACAGCCAAAGCCAUGGCUGUUGAAGCUGCAUGCAACUGAGUAGAUUAGUUGUUGGUUCAGACUUCUGAGGUGACCAAGAGAAGCAAAAAUAAAAAUAACAAAACUUUGGACGUGUAAAGUGAAUUGUCCUUUUAAAAUGAAUCCCACCGAAUUUGUUCAUUGGAUAA
Molecule: messenger RNA, 2683 nt
Organism: Zingiber officinale
Lineage: Eukaryota; Viridiplantae; Streptophyta; Magnoliopsida; Zingiberales; Zingiberaceae
Product: beta-galactosidase 3-like
Exons: 19
Coding region: 15-2555 (846 amino acids)
Biological process (GO): carbohydrate metabolic process
Cellular component (GO): cell wall; vacuole
Molecular function (GO): beta-galactosidase activity; carbohydrate binding
Source: RefSeq, a predicted model, not a curated record